AACAACAUAGGAAGAAGAAAAGAGGGGGAGAUCUGACUUUGAGCCACUAAGAGCAAGCCAUUCAAUUAAAUUUGAAAAACCUUGCAAUUGAAAUCUAAGUAGUGUCCCCUUGACUUUUUAUUAGCCAUUAUUUGUAUUUUCUUGAAUCAUUUUGUGACAGAUAGCGUCCCAGGAGGAAUGCGUAGGUUUCGCUUGUAUUCAUCCUGAAGCAGAGGUUCUUAUCAGUGCAGCAGAAGUGGACGUCAAAAUGACUUGUUUCAUAAAGCGUGAUCCCAUUGGAGAUACCAUACAUACUGUCAAGUAUGACGAACUAUGCAGAGGACACCAUAGGACAAGGUCCUUCAACUUGGACCUGAGAAGCCAGCCAGAUGAAAAAAUAGUAGUGACCCUGCAAGUAGGUCAGACAGGACAUUCAGUGGAAGAACUGCUUUGUAUAUUCAAGUUUACAACUCCUCGUAGAUCCACCAGUCUCCUGACUCAUGACCUAGAACAGUUGCAGGGUGCAUCAAGUUCACAGACACUUCAAGCAUCACAUCAAAGGACAAGGGAAAUUCUUGAGAACAUUUCAGGUAGACAGGAAGACUUUGACGUAAAGUUGACCACUGUUGCUCGAAAAGUUAGCAAGCGUGAUGAGAUAGAUAAUCUCGGGAAGGCUCUCGGCUUCGAGCCAGAAGAUAUUCAACGUUAUGUCGACACAAACAUGAAGAAUGCAGAUGUAACAUACAUGGGUACACUUUCAAUGCUUCGAAAGUGGAGAAAGAAGCAAACUGAGGCAACAGAGUAUGAAACCCUGAAGGUUGUUCUAAAGAAGGCUGGUCAAAUUCGUCUUAUUGAUGAGCUAUGAGGUAAUUCAUUAGAUGUGAAUUGUAAUAAUAAUACGCAGUUGUUUUGUAUGCUUUUCUAUCGAGGAAUACAUUGUUCCGAUGAUAUAUAUCUAUAUUUGUAUACAUAGAGAGAGAGAGAG
Molecule: messenger RNA, 964 nt
Organism: Strongylocentrotus purpuratus (purple sea urchin)
Lineage: Eukaryota; Metazoa; Echinodermata; Echinoidea; Camarodonta; Strongylocentrotidae
Exons: 4
Coding region: 248-844 (198 amino acids)
Biological process (GO): signal transduction
Molecular function (GO): protein binding
Source: RefSeq, a predicted model, not a curated record